AUGCCAUCAUCCCCCCUUGAGCCUGGGCAAUUCCCAGAACCAGCAGAUCUCGAAGAACAGCUCUUCCACGAGUAUCUCCAACAACGGGUGUGCCGGCGGUCCCUGAUCAAUCGGGAGUUUAAUGGUAGGGUCAGCCAGGGGUGUUUUCAGCAUGAGAAGGCCUGUGACCUCUGUCAGGUCAGGCAGGAGGAGCUUCACAUGGUCUCUGCUAGGGCUAGGGAGGCCCUUGGGGAUGGGGAAGGCCUCAGGCUGAAGCUGAAGGCAUACAUUAAGUUUUUUGAGUAUGGUAUCUGCCUCUAUUGCUUUCUGAUGACCCAAAUAAACCCAUCCCAGCCAGGAAUGGAUUAUCAUCACCAUCAUCAGCAAUGUACUCAUGCCCAAUCUCUAAUUUCCAGCUUCAACAAGCAUCGCCACCAGUUCCACUUUGAGCCUCAUGGGGGAUGCUUUCUCUGCCUACUUCCUACCAGAGCCUGUGGAAAUAGCACUAGAGAUGGAGAUCAAUGCUUUU
Monascus purpureus is the source of this 508-nucleotide messenger RNA. The record is from the annotation of a GenBank genome assembly. Lineage: Eukaryota; Fungi; Ascomycota; Eurotiomycetes; Eurotiales; Aspergillaceae.